AUGAGUGCUACAAGAUUGGACCGUCUCGUAACGCUCCUUGAGACAGGCAGCACAGCCUUGAUCCGGAACACAGCAGCUGAGCAACUAGCUGAUGUCCAGAAACAACACCCCGAGGAUCUAUUCAACCUCCUCAACCGUGUUGUGCCAUUCUUGCGAUCCAAGAGUUGGGAAACACGGGUGGCUGCCGCCAAAGCAGUGGGUGGCAUUGUCGCCAACGCCGAGAAGUACGAUCCAAACGCCGAAGAGGAACCAAUCAAACCAGAGGUCAAGUCUGAAACAAACGGCCAUGCAAAAGACGAGGACGCUAGUGGCGCUGCCGUCAAGAAAGAAGAGAAUGGCGACGUCGAGAUGCCACUGGCGACGGACAAAUUCAACCUUGACACUCUCGACAUUGCGUCCAUCCUGAAAAAUGGCAACCAUCUCGUCGGUGCUGCUAGCAAGGAGCUCGAUUACAAGCUGCUGUCUAUGAGCCCUGCGGAUCGCCUUGCAUAUCAGAAGAACAUCCUCACCAAGCGGCUUGGUCUCGAAGGGCCCUUCGUUGAAUUCACUGCAGCACCGGCAGACGAGACAGUCGCGCAAACCCCUGGCCUCCGAACGCCCGCCAUCCAUCGCAUUGACACAAAUCUCGCCAGAUCAGAUACUCUGAAUUCCGCCGCUUCGCCCCCAGCGGCCACACCAACGGGCGAUCAGCCCAUUCUUAGCAAACGUCAACUGAACUCCCAAAAGCGCAAACAGAAGAACGCGCACAAGAACAACAAGGCAACAACCGUCGACUUUAAUGAGCCCGGCUCGAAAAAGCCCUCACAUCCAGAUGCUGUUCAGACGCCUGUGCGCUUGACUCCACAUCCUACGUCGCUCAAACAGGACAAGUCCGAGAACGAUGACGGAGGUGAUGGCCUUGAUGAUUACUUCUCCCUCGAACGCAAGGGCGGAGACGACGACGCAAAGUUUGUCAAAGAGUUCAAGGGUGAUGUGUUACCUGAGAAGUCCUCUUUUGAAGGCGAGUCCGACGAGUCUGGCUUGGAGUGGCCUUUUGAGCGCGUUUGCGAGUAUCUCGCUCUCGAAAUGUUCGACCACACCUGGGAGGUUCGUCAUGGCGCUUCUAUGGGCAUUCGGGAGGUCUUGCGCGUGCACGGCGGCGGAGCUGGGAGAAUCAAGGGAAGGUCGCGAGCGGAGAAUGACAAGCUGAACCAGCAAUGGCUGAACGAUCUUGCAUGUCGCAUCUGCUGUAUCUUCAUGCUUGAUCGAUUCGCCGACUACACCUCCGACACUGCCGUCGCGCCCAUCAGAGAAACCGCGGGACAAGCACUCGGGUCUGUCCUGCAGCACCUUUCUCGCGAGAACGUUUUGGCUACGUUCAAUGUACUUCACAGUCUCAUCAAGAAGCGGCUUGAAGUAGAUAGCGGAUGGCAUUCCUGCCAGGGUGGCAUGAUCGGCUUGCGGUACCUCGUAGCUGUACGGAACGAUCUCCUCCGUGAAGACGGGUCUCUUAUGGAUGGCGUCCUCACUGCUGUCAUUCAGGGCCUGGGCGAUUUUGACGAUGACAUUCGGGCUCUGAGCGCAGCAACGCUCAUUCCCGUUGCCAAGGAUUUUGUCGAGAUGCGACCAAAGGCAACGGAAGGCCUCAUGAACCAGGUCUGGUCCUGCUUUGAUGGUCUUCAAGACGACCUUACCGCUAGUACCGGCUCGAUUAUGGAUCUUCUCGCCAAGCUGUGCAGCUUUCCUCAAGUCCUUGCAGCCAUGCAGGCAAAUGCGGAGAAGGACCCGACGCAGUCCUUCCACGAACUUGUGCCUCGUCUCUUCCCAUUCUUACGACACACCAUCACCAGCGUGCGUGCUGCUGUGCUACGUGCAUUGAGUACCUUUCUCGACAUCCAAAGCGCAGGAUCGGGUGGGUGGAUCGACAGUAAAGCACUCCAACUGAUCUUCCAGAACAUCCUGCUCGAACGCAACGAGGGCGUUCUCAAACUUUCACUGAAGUUGUGGAACACCAUGGUCGACAACCUUGGUGCUCAAAUUGCGACACACUUAGAACCGAUCCUGAAUGCUAUUAUCCCACUGACUCUUACUCCUAUUGGGGUGUCUCGCCAUCCGAUUCCCAUGGACAUGUCACUCUUGAUGAAACCUUCCGGACAGGUCAUGGGCCCGGCACCAAGCUUAGCACCUAGUCGGCGAUCAACACCACCGGCCGGAAGCGAGCCAGCCGUGAAGAAGAGGAAGAAGUCACGGCACGGGAAAGAGGAGAACACGUUACCGAUACCAUCAUCCACGUCACACAACGUUGACGGACACAUGAUCAGUGGCGAUCUUGAGCUCAUUGGAGCUGAUGUGAUGAUCCGUUCCAGGGCAUCUGCAGCACAAGCUCUUGGCAAAGCUAUUGCGAACUGGCCGGAAGAGACCAGACUAUCGAUCUUCGGUCACAAGCUCUUGCCGCCACUGUCUUCGACUAGCUCCACCGCACAACUGACGGCUGCUAUGAUCAUCGAAGAGUUUGGCAAGAAUCUGUCGGCCAAGGACGCCUUGGCAGAUCUGUUUGCUGAGGCUCUACUCCCCAUCGUCGAGGGUGAGCGACCGAUGGCUUACGAAGACCUCGUCCCCAAGCUGCAAAUUGUACGAACUCAGUGCACUGCUUUGAUCAACAUCUUCCGAGAAGGCCAUGUCCAGAAUCUACCAGCUCUGGCUAUCGUCGUCCAGGGUGAUCCUUCUGCCAGUCAGUACGCUUUUGGCGUCGCCGACGCAGAGAAGCUUGUAACUACUCAGUACGAGAAGCUCAAGAAGGCAAUGACCCCAUCUGCACGAAUGGUCGCUGCAGCCAACCUGGAAGUCUCGAGGAAGGAAGUCGAGGCCAGUCUCCAGGAGGCAAAGGACAUCAAGGAAGAACGCGAUAUCCGCAUCAAAGCUGCCGCCGCGGGCGCACUCAUCUGGCUGAACUCACCACCCAAGAAACCAUCGGCACCGAUCAAGGCCAUGAUGGACAGCGUCAAGAAAGAGGAGAACGUACAGUUGCAAAAGCGAUCUGCCGCCGCUGUUGCGCGCUACAUUGUGCACCUUGUCGAGGGGAAUAAGAACAACGUUGUCAAGAAAGUGGUUGGCAACCUCGUUAAGUUCUACUGCAUGGAGACAGCAGAAACACCCGAAUUCCAGGGUCAAGGUCACAUUGAAACCGGCAUUCUCACUUUGAAAAAGGAUGAAGACGUUCGCGACCAUCCAGAUGCUGUCAAAUUUGCGGAGGAGUCGAGAGCGGCCAGGAUCACCAAACGUGGAGCACGUGAGGCUCUUGAGCAAGUUGUCGAGCAGUUCGGUGCGGAGGUCUUCCACAAGGUUCCCACGCUCGAAGAUCUGAUCCAGCGGCCUAUUAAGCACGCGUUCGCCGAUGCGACACUUCCUGUAGAGAUCGCCGACGAGGACGGCAUCUUUGGACAGGAGGUUGUUGACGCGUUAUCAACUUUGCGCGCCCUGGUGGGCAGCUUUCAUCCGGACGUACGCGGCUUCAUCAAAGACCUGCUUCCCUUCAUUGCACGGGCCUUGCAGAGCAAGCUAUACGUACUCCGAUACGCUGCCGCGAAGUGCUUCGCAACUAUUUGCAGCGUUAUGUCUGUCGAGGCCUUCACACUGCUCGUCGAAGUCGUUCUGCCUACCAUCAGCGAUGGUGCUAACGUUCAUGGCCGCCAAGGUGCUAUCGAAUGUAUCUACCAUCUCAUUCACGUUAUGGAGGACGGCAUUCUACCGUAUGUCAUCUUCUUGAUCACUCCGGUUCUGGGGCGCAUGAGCGAUUCAGACAACGACGUUCGUCUACUAGCAACAACAAGCUUCGCUACACUUGUCAAGCUUGUUCCGCUUGAGUCCGGUAUCCCAGACCCGCCAGGUCUGCCCGACUCUCUCCUCAAAGGUCGUGACCGUGAGCGCAAGUUCGUCGCUCAGAUGCUUGACGCCAAGAAAGUUGAGCCUUUCGAGAUCCCUGUCGGCAUCAAGGCUACAUUGCGAUCUUACCAACAAGACGGCGUCAAUUGGCUUGCCUUCCUAAACCGAUACAACUUGCACGGCAUUUUGUGUGAUGACAUGGGUCUCGGAAAGACGCUGCAGACCUUGUGCAUGGUGGCCAGUGAUCACCACCUACGCGCUGACGAGUUUGCGAGGUCUGAGGAUCCAAACUUCCGCAGAUUGCCGUCGCUCAUCGUAUGUCCUCCUACUCUGUCUGGUCAUUGGCAGCAGGAGAUUCGACAGUAUGCGCCCUUCCUUUCUUGUGUGGCCUACGUCGGUGCGCCACCCAUUCGCGGUCAACACAGGUCUCAGCUCCAGGAUGUCGACAUUGUCAUAACCAGUUACGACAUCUGCAGAAACGACCUCGAAGUUCUCAAGCCUGUCAACUGGAACUACUGCGUUCUCGAUGAAGGUCAUCUUAUUAAAAAUUCGAAGUCAAAGACCAGCCAGGCUGUCAAGCAGUUCCAGUCGAAUCACCGCCUGAUUCUUUCGGGUACACCCAUCCAGAACAACGUACUUGAGUUGUGGUCUCUGUUCGACUUCCUCAUGCCUGGCUUCCUCGGAUCCGAGAAAGUGUUCCAAGAGCGCUUUGCAAAGCCUAUUGCAGCUUCUCGAUUUGCCAAGUCCUCAUCUAAGGAACAGGAGAAGGGUGCGCUAGCCAUUGAGGCGCUCCACAAACAGGUCCUCCCUUUCCUUCUUAGACGUCUCAAGGAGGAAGUGCUCGACGACUUGCCCCCCAAGAUCCUGCAGAACUACUACUGUGACCUGUCUGAGCUGCAGCGCAACCUGUUUGAUGACUUCAACAAGCGACAAGGCAAAGAGAUCCAGUCAAAGGCUGGUAAUGCUGACCGUGAGAGCAAGCAACACAUCUUCCAAGCACUGCAGUACAUGAAAAAGCUCUGCAACUCGCCCGCCCUUGUAGUGAAGGGCCCAACGAACAAAGCCUACGAGCCAACGCAGCAGUACCUGAAGAAGCACAACACCACCAUUGACGAUAUCUCCCAUGCGCCCAAGCUGAGUGCGCUCAAGGACCUGUUGGUGGACUGUGGCAUUGGUGCAGCAGAUGUUGCAGGCGACAAGUCAGGCGCUGUCAACGGUGAUUUGCCUGAGGCAGUCUCUCAGCAUCGUGCUCUGAUCUUUUGUCAAAUGAAGGAGAUGCUUGACAUGGUCGAGUCUACUGUGUUCAAGAAGUUGCUUCCGAGCGUUCAAUUCAUGAGGCUUGACGGAACGGUACCGGCUGAGAAGCGUCAAGACAUUGUCAACAAGUUCAAUUCGGAUCCAUCUUACGAUGCCCUGCUCUUAACCACUAGCGUCGGUGGUCUCGGUCUUAACUUAACCGGUGCCGACACCGUCAUCUUCGUCGAGCACGACUGGAAUCCUCAGAAGGAUAUUCAAGCAAUGGACCGCGCUCAUCGUAUCGGGCAAAAGAAGGUUGUGAAUGUGUACCGCAUUGUUACCCGCGGGACACUCGAGGAAAAGAUCCUCAAUCUUCAGCGUUUCAAGAUCGACGUCGCGAGCACGGUCGUUAACCAGCAGAAUGCUGGUCUGGGCUCCAUGCAAACGGAUCAGAUUCUCGAUUUGUUCAACGUCUCCGCAGACAGUGCAGACCCAGCUGCGCUACCACCUCCUCCAUCCAACUCCAAGGACGACAAUGCCAUCGACGAGAACGAUGCUGUCGAUGCCACGGGUGAAUUGCGAGAGAAGGGCAAGAAAGGCUUUCUUGACGACCUUGGCGAACUGUGGGAUGAGAGGCAAUACGAAGAUGAAUUUGACCUCGACGGUUUCUUGGGCAAGAUGCAGGGGCCCGCGGCAUAG
Ascochyta rabiei is the source of this 5796-nucleotide messenger RNA. Its product is annotated as TATA-binding protein-associated factor mot1. Gene Ontology annotation, molecular function: ATP binding; TBP-class protein binding; DNA binding. The coding region runs from base 1 to 5796 and encodes 1931 amino acids. The transcript has 4 exons. Lineage: Eukaryota; Fungi; Ascomycota; Dothideomycetes; Pleosporales; Didymellaceae. The record is from RefSeq and is a predicted model, not a curated record.